AUGGAUUUUACGACAGUGGAUAUCGUUGAGUUGGUCGUGUCAUUUAUUCAGUUUCUCUUUGGAAUAACGAUCAAUGGGUUUAUCAUGGGGACAUUUUCCAUGCAGUGGAGAAGGAAUAAAAGCCUUCAAGCCAGUGAUACGGUCCUGAUGUUCCUGAGUACAACAAGGUUCUUCUGGCAGUGGGUCCUUUCUCUAAUGAUUCUCUAUAAUUACAUCACAUUUUCUUUGGACUUUCUCCAACUUUUGACUUAUAUCAGUAAUUUUUUAGAGUUGAGCAGCCUGUGGUUGACCUCUACUCUCUGCUUCACUUACUGUGUGAAGAUCACAGACCAUCCCAACUCCUUGUUCAUCUACGUGAAGCUCAGGGUCUCCAUGUUCGUGAAAUGGAUGCUUCUGGCCAGUCUGCUGGCUUCUCUGGCUUUUACUCUCCUGCUCAGGUUUUCAUGGGAUAUUUUUUCUACAGACACCGACCCACGGAACAGCACCGAGACGAAUGGAACUCCGAGCUCUGAGCUGCUUGUGUGCUACGUGGGAGCUGUGCCACCGUUCCUGAUAUUCUGCCUGGCACUUUUGCUUUUCAUUUACUCUUUUUGGAUUUUCAUCCACAGGUUUAAAAGAAGCAGAACGGGUUUCGAGAGUCCUGUGUUGAGUGAUCAUUUAAAAGUGCUCAAAAAGAUCUUUUUUGCUCUUUUCCUUUAUAUUAUGUAUUUCAUCAGCUCUGGUUUGUUCUUGUUUAAACGGCAGCAAAUGGCACAUUGGGAACGAUGGCUUUUUAUUAUUUACCAGUUCUACCCAACGGCUUAUUUGGGUUGGCUCAUCCUCCUCAACUGCAGACUGAAAACGGUUUUCCUGU
This is a messenger RNA of Xenopus tropicalis (tropical clawed frog), 853 nucleotides long. It is a transcript of the gene t2r14, whose product is annotated as bitter taste receptor 14. The record is from RefSeq and is marked provisional. Gene Ontology annotation, cellular component: membrane. Gene Ontology annotation, biological process: G protein-coupled receptor signaling pathway; sensory perception of taste. Gene Ontology annotation, molecular function: G protein-coupled receptor activity; bitter taste receptor activity. Lineage: Eukaryota; Metazoa; Chordata; Amphibia; Anura; Pipidae.